CUACUAUGGCUCGUACAAAGCAAACCGCACGCAAAUCUACUGGAGGAAAGGCUCCUCGUAAGCAGUUGGCCACCAAGGCAGCUCGUAAGAGCGCCCCAGCCACCGGUGGAGUCAAGAAGCCUCACCGUUACAGGCCCGGUACUGUGGCUCUCCGUGAGAUCCGUCGCUACCAGAAGAGCACCGAGCUGCUGAUCCGCAAGCUUCCCUUCCAGCGUCUGGUCCGUGAGAUUGCCCAGGACUUCAAGACCGAGCUGCGCUUCCAGAGCUCCGCCGUCAUGGCCCUGCAAGAGGCCAGCGAAGCCUACCUGGUCGGCCUGUUCGAGGACACAAACCUGUGUGCCAUCCACGCCAAGCGGGUCACCAUCAUGCCAAAGGACAUCCAGCUGGCCCGCCGCAUCCGUGGCGAACGUGCUUAAGCAUCGAGCUUCCUAAUUCAAAACCAACCGGCUCUUUUCAGAGCCACACAACUUCAAAAAAGAGAGAUUUGAUGUCUGUAAUUGGAUUUAAUUAAUAAUAGUUGUUCGACUGUACGUGUACAGUCGCACAACCAUGCUGGACGGCCCUUCCUUAACUUGUCCUUUUACCCCCAAAAGCUUAUUUUUUUUUGCCAGCAAUGCUCCCUCGCCGAGCCCAGCCUACCACUGAAUACACAGGUCCACUCUCUCCCUUUGCCCCCACGGUGUCACUACUCACUAGGAUGCCAGGGCUUUUCUCACUGACCGUACUGGUUUCCUUGUUUCAGACUUCAAAAGUUGGCCUAACGGUAACAAUGUCCACAUGGAAAGGUCUGCCCAAACUUGUCGAAUGUUACCCGAGCUUUUUUUAUAAGUUGGUGGUCCACACAGGACAGAAAAUUCCAUUUAUGUAGGCCUACAUGUAUUACUAAUACUAGUAAUAGGCUCUAUCAAAGGGAAGAAUAGGCCUACACCCCCCCCCCGAAAAAGAAAAGCCUUAGCGCUAG
Messenger RNA from Acanthaster planci (crown-of-thorns starfish), 961 nucleotides. RefSeq names its product histone H3, embryonic. Gene Ontology annotation, molecular function: protein heterodimerization activity; DNA binding; structural constituent of chromatin. Gene Ontology annotation, cellular component: nucleosome. The record is from RefSeq and is a predicted model, not a curated record. Lineage: Eukaryota; Metazoa; Echinodermata; Asteroidea; Valvatida; Acanthasteridae.